GUAGAAGUAUUGCGCCGUUGGUGAUUACGGAAGAACCAGGAGCGUGGCGUGACCAUGGGGAAGCAAAAGAAAACAAGGAAGUAUGCGACCAUGAAGCGAAUGCUUAGUCUCAGAGAUCAGAGGCUUAAAGAAAAGGAUAGAUUAAAACCUAAAAAGAAAGAAAAGAAGGAUCCCAGUGCGUUAAAGGAAAGAGAAGUUCCCCAACACCCUUCCUGCUUAUUUUUCCAAUAUAAUACACAGCUGGGCCCACCUUACCACAUCCUCGUUGAUACCAACUUUAUCAACUUUUCCAUAAAAGCCAAACUGGACUUAGUGCAGUCAAUGAUGGACUGUCUGUAUGCCAAGUGUAUCCCUUGUAUAACUGACUGUGUAAUGGCUGAAAUUGAGAAAUUGGGGCAGAAGUAUCGAGUGGCUCUAAGGAUCGCCAAGGAUCCAAGAUUUGAACGAUUACCAUGUACACACAAAGGGACUUAUGCAGAUGACUGCUUAGUACAGAGAGUAACUCAGCAUAAGUGUUACAUUGUGGCCACAGUUGACCGGGACCUUAAAAGAAGAAUCCGUAAGAUUCCUGGAGUUCCUAUCAUGUACAUUUCUAACCACAGAUACAACAUUGAACGGAUGCCAGAUGAUUAUGGAGCCCCUCGAUUCUAAUUCUUAUAAGACACAAUUCCUCUACCUUUCUUCAACCAGCUUUCUCUUGUUGCCAGUUCAUUACACGAAAUGUAGUGGGAUUUUUAAGGAAUCAGAGAGACCGAUGGAGUUCAGGAAGAUAUUUAUUAUUUAGGUGCACUGGACCAGUUGGAUUAACAUCCAAAGGACUGAGCCCUGAACAAAGAGUUAAGUUACCUUUUAAGCAUUUUGUGGGGCGGCGGGGCGGGAUCUGUGCAGGGGGAAGCAUAUUAUAGAAGUGAGAAAGACAAUUAAUUGAGACAUGCAUUACAUCAUUUCUUUCUUUUCAAGGAAAAACAUGUUUUAUGACUUGAGUUUAUCUGUCUAGUUACCUUGCAGCUGCACAGCUAGAGAAACGGUAUUUACAAUGCCUGGGAAAGGAGGAGAGCUAAGGCUCACUAGCCACAGAAAAUAGGCAGUUAAUUUUUAAAGGACUCCAGCUCUUUCUCUUUCUCUCAGGGAUUUGGGUUCUCUUACAUACAACUGAGUUUCUGCUUACACAUUUUUAAAUUUCUUUUAAUUCCUUUUCCAGUGCAAUAGCAUGAAUUAUUAUUCUGUUGACCUAUUUGCCCUGUUAUGAGCUGAGGGUAGUUAGAUAUGCUCACUCUUUUUUUUUUUUUUUUUUUUUUUCUUGAGACGAAGUUUUGCUCUGUCACCAGGCUG
Molecule: messenger RNA, 1332 nt
Organism: Mandrillus leucophaeus (drill)
Lineage: Eukaryota; Metazoa; Chordata; Mammalia; Primates; Cercopithecidae
Gene: FCF1
Product: FCF1 rRNA-processing protein
Exons: 8
Coding region: 55-651 (198 amino acids)
Cellular component (GO): small-subunit processome; nucleolus
Source: RefSeq, a predicted model, not a curated record